Molecule: messenger RNA, 348 nt
Organism: Trichoderma reesei QM6a
Lineage: Eukaryota; Fungi; Ascomycota; Sordariomycetes; Hypocreales; Hypocreaceae
Exons: 8
Coding region: 1-348 (115 amino acids)
Source: RefSeq, a predicted model, not a curated record
AUGUCGCUCAAGCAAUGGCGUUCAACGAGACACAUGGCUGAUGAGGAUGAGGUUCACGGAAUUUUACCUAUCUUCAUAGCAGAGUCCCUGAAGCUUACUGUCAGUAUUGACAAAUUAGGACUUGAAGACCCAUGUACGAGUGCGCAUCAGCUUAUUGAAUGUCUCCGAUUCAGGCUUCCACUUUGUGCAGAGGGUAUGAUCCCAGAUGGCACUCGUAUAGCGUGGAGCAAGUUACAAAAGGAGAGGUCGUCGAGUUUUGUUGAGAAUAUUGGUACGGGCUAUACUCUGCAAAAGGAUGAGAAGCAGAAACAAGUCGCCCAGCCGCAGGAUAACUUUCACCUGGACUAG